Messenger RNA from Fraxinus pennsylvanica, 1191 nucleotides. The record is from the annotation of a GenBank genome assembly. NCBI's taxonomy places the organism in Eukaryota, Viridiplantae, Streptophyta, Magnoliopsida, Lamiales, Oleaceae.
AUGCUAGUGGCAGGAUUGCAGAUUAAUAGGAGUAGAAACGGGGAAGAUCGGUUUUACAGUGUAGCGAGGGCUCGCCGGAGUCGAGAUCACCUGCGGAGAGCCCAAAGUGACGUCACCGCCAGUCACUCCCAGAGCCGAGCAGACGAGCCUCUGGAAAAAGCCAAGCCGGCUGAUGCUGCGCCGACGGUGGCGGCAACCGAGCCGUCGCCGUCUUGUAAUCUGGAGAGGUUCUUGGAGUCCAUCAUCCCUUCAGUUCCGGCUCAACAUUUAUCCAAGACGACUAUUAGGGGAUGGAAAACGUCCAAUGUGGAGUUUCAGCCAUACUUUGUGCUUGGUGAUUUAUGGGAAUCAUUCACGGAAUGGAGUGCAUAUGGUGCUGGAGUGCCGUUGAUAUUGAAUGACAUUGAUUCUGUGGUUCAAUAUUAUGUGCCCUAUUUAUCGGGUAUUCAAUUGUAUGCUGACCAUUCAAAGAGUUCAGCAAAAUCAAGGCGACUUGGUGAGGAAAGUGACAGUGAUAGUAUUGCGGAUUCUAGUAGUGAUGGAAGCAGUGACUGCGGACAGGAUAGAGGUGGCUUGAAUUAUUCAAGCCAACAAUAUUUUUAUCGUUGUCAAUCAAGUGAGAAUCCUCUUAGAAUUGACCAAUUGUCUGUGAGUGAUCAGAAUGUGGCAUUUCGAGAAGGUCUUUCUAAUGAUGAAGGUGAAUCUGGAAGUUCACAAGGUUGCUUGCUGUUUGAGUAUCUUGAAAGAGACCAACCUUACAGUCGAGAGCCUUUGACAGACAAGAUAUAUGAUCUUGCUCUCCGCUAUCCUGAACUAAAAACCCUCAGAAGUUGUGAUUUACUCCAAUCCAGUUGGAUUUCUGUGGCCUGGUAUCCUAUUUACAGGAUACCAAUGGGACCAACACUUACUGAUUUGGAUGCUUGCUUUCUGACUUUUCAUUCUCUUCACACCCCUGUGACAGGUAGCGAGGCUAUGCAUCCUCCAGUUGUUACGUAUCCCAGUGAGAUGGAUGGUGUUCCCAAGAUUUCUUUGCCAGUUUUCGGCCUUGCUUCGUACAAAUAUGAAGCUUCAUUGUGGACUCCAAAUGCAGGACGUCAACGCCAAUUGGCAAACUCCCUCUUGCAGGAUGCUGAUAAUUGGCUGAAGUUGCUACACGUCACCCACCCAGAUUUCCUUUUCUUCUGCCGUUGA